Molecule: messenger RNA, 708 nt
Organism: Beauveria bassiana ARSEF 2860
Lineage: Eukaryota; Fungi; Ascomycota; Sordariomycetes; Hypocreales; Cordycipitaceae
Product: SNO glutamine amidotransferase
Exons: 2
Coding region: 1-708 (235 amino acids)
Biological process (GO): pyridoxal 5'-phosphate biosynthetic process; pyridoxine metabolic process
Cellular component (GO): glutaminase complex; cytosol
Molecular function (GO): glutaminase activity
Source: RefSeq, a predicted model, not a curated record
AUGCAGCCCACCACCACCACCGUCGGUGUCCUCGCCCUCCAGGGCGGCUUUGCCGAGCACGUCGCCCUCGUCCGCAAGGCCGCCGCCCAGCUCCCCGAUACCUAUCCGACCGCCGUCGUCGCCAUCGAGGUGCGCACCCCCGACGAGCUGGCCCGCUGCGACGCCCUCAUCAUUCCCGGCGGCGAGAGCACCACCAUUUCCUUUGUCGCUGCGCAGUCUGGCCUCCUUGAGCCACUGCGCGAGUUUGUAAAAGUCCUCAAGAAACCUACCUGGGGCACAUGCGCCGGCCUCAUCCUCCUCUCCGAACAAGCCAACGCCACCAAAAAGGGCGGACAGGCCCUCAUCGGCGGCCUCGACGUCCGCGUCCACCGCAACCACUUCGGCCGCCAGAUUGAGAGCUUCAUCGCGCCCCUCGACCUGCCCUUUCUGCCCGACGCCACCUCUCGUCCCUUUGACGGCGUCUUUAUCCGCGCCCCCGUCGUCGAGGCGCUGCUCUCGCCGGCCGUCGCCGUCGUCGCCACCCUCCCCGACCGCGUCAACAAGGCCAAGCCCAAAUCGGCCGUCUCUGAAGCGAAUCCCGAGGACAAUGCCGGCGACAUCAUCGCGGUCCGACAGGGUAACGUGCUCGGGACGAGCUUCCACCCCGAGCUUACGACGGAUGCCAGGAUGCAUGCCUGGUUCCUCCAGGAGUUUGUGCACAAGAAGUAG